AUGCUGUUUUCACACUUUGGUUUACUCUGCGCCAGCGUCUUUGUCUCUGGGAGCUCGGACAGCAAUGAUACAGCCACACUGAUCUACCAGUAUGACCCGAUCACCUGGGUCGAGAACCUUGCUGUCCGACCCAACGGUAGCAUCCUUCCGAUCACGACCACAUCACCGCGAUUGAACCAGCUGGAUCCCCGGGCAGGCACAUUGCAAUUAGUCCACGACUUCUCUGACCAUGGCAACGCAAUACAAGGUAUUACGGCCGUGGGGCACGACAGCUACGCAGUCGAUGUCUUGACUUGCAAUAUCACCGCCCUGACUUGUACUUCUGGUAGCGUCACGACGUGGCUUGUCAGCUUCAGCAUUCACCAGCAUGGCAGCGCGGACCACACCGUCACCAUCACAGAAGUCACUCAGUUCCUUCAGGCAGGCUUCCUGAAUGGCAUAGCGGCGCUGAAUUCCGAGACACUGCUGCUCGCAGAUAGCUUUCUCGGUGGCAUCUGGUCCCUUGCAAUAGCCACUGGAGUUAGAUCAUUCCUGUUCACCGACUCGAGCAUGGCACCGACUGCCGAGAUUGGCACUGGCAUUAAUGGCUUGCGCGUGCGCCCGGGUUUACUUUACUACACCACCUCCGCCCAAGGGACCUUUAACGUCCUGCCCAUCGAUCCCAGCACCGGUAAUAAGACUGGAGAGGCGAUUGUCCUCGCAUCCGGCCUCGCUGGUCCGGAUGACUUUGAGAUUAAUGAUGAUACUGGCGAAGCGUAUGUGUGUAAUGGUGCUUUAAACCAGAUACUUCGUAUCCCGAUCGACGAGCGCAACGUCACGGCGAGCGAGCUUGAUGUACUUGCUGAGGUGCCCGGCCCUACAUCUGUCAGAUGGGGUAGCGAAUACUUGGCGCAUGGCGGAGAGCGAUUACGUCAGAAGCUGGUGUACGUCAGCACUGUGGGCGGAUUGGCGCAAUACACUACGCAGAAUGUCACCUUCGGAGGUGCAGUGUAUAGCAUAGCACCCUGA
Molecule: messenger RNA, 1008 nt
Organism: Recurvomyces mirabilis
Lineage: Eukaryota; Fungi; Ascomycota; Dothideomycetes; Mycosphaerellales; Teratosphaeriaceae
Exons: 1
Coding region: 1-1008 (335 amino acids)
Source: RefSeq, a predicted model, not a curated record